GCUUUGCUGGAAGUCCCUGCAGAACAUCGGCCAGCUUUGCUGGAAAUCCCUACAGAACAUACAGAACAUCGACCACCUUCGUUAAAAAUGCCUACAGAACUCCGAACAGAUUUUCUGCAAGUACCAACGGAACAUCGACUACCUUUGCUYAAAGUAACUACAGAAKAACUUCCAAAYGACGCACCAUCAACGGUCCAGGAAUCAACAUCAGGUAGGAGUUCCUCUAUCGGUAUUGUGAGCUCAUGCGGGGAAACAAUUAUUGGAGAAGACUGGCUUGAAGAAAUUGAUCUUGCAUUGAAAGAACUAAUUAUCGAGGAAAAGAACGGUACUAAAAAAGAAAAGAUUGCAGAAGAGYAUUUAGAAAUAAAACCAGAAAAGAUUAGCCUCACUGAUGAAGAAGAGAGGCAAAUCUACAAAAUAGUCAAAGGACAACUAACACAUGAAUACAAGAAAAUGUUUUUAGAAGCACAUGAGAGAAACAAAACAGUAAAGAAGAAAUUCCGCGUUUUUCUCGAGAARGCGAGAGACGCACUCCUAAAAGCUAAAGURAAAGCUGAGCAACAGAAAACUAAAGAUGAAAUGAGAGCKAUUGAAGAGAAACAAGCCGAAAUUCUUAAAAGACGAAGUAGAUUGAAGAGUAGAAAACUUGCUCGAGGAACAUCUGAGAAUGUAUCMUUAUGCUCUAAAGACCACGAGAAGGAGAGGGCGAAUGAGAUGGGGCACUUGAGAAAGAUACAAUCUGAACUAGAUCGAGUGCGCGCACGUUCACAGCGGCAAAGAAAAUCUGCCAUGCGUAUGAAACAAAAAGAUCAACAAAGAAAAGACGCCCUGCUUCAUCUACAGCUGAGAAGACUCGAACGCGACCGRGAAUUUCAUAGUUUAAUACUAGAGAUAUACGACCAUGGCCUUCACGAGGAAGCACGGACACUAACUAAUGCUCUCUCUGUUAAAGAACAAGAAGAGCAAUCCAUUCAAGAUUACAUGAGAACAAGAAAAGAAAGAGCAAAGCAAAGAGCMCUUGAACGUCUGCGCAAAGAAAGACUGGAGGAAAAAGCAAGGAAYGAAAGAGAAAGGAUAGAGCAAGAGCGACUAAGAAAGAUAAGACUUGAGGAAGAAAAGAGGAAACAGUUAAUGGCGCUUUUAAGAAGAAGAGCACAUAAUCUUGAGCUUCAAUCAUGGGUUAUGGCGUCCAAGAUGAACACACGAUUGUCAAAGGCGUUUACAUUUUCGUAUUUUUAACUAGAGUGGAACCCCACCUUACGG
Messenger RNA from Exaiptasia diaphana, 1263 nucleotides. RefSeq names its product trichohyalin-like. The record is from RefSeq and is a predicted model, not a curated record. The transcript has a single exon. Lineage: Eukaryota; Metazoa; Cnidaria; Anthozoa; Actiniaria; Aiptasiidae. The coding region runs from base 88 to 1239 and encodes 383 amino acids.